Messenger RNA from Folsomia candida, 1587 nucleotides. RefSeq lists its product as uncharacterized. The coding region runs from base 137 to 1474 and encodes 445 amino acids. The record is from RefSeq and is a predicted model, not a curated record. Gene Ontology annotation, biological process: G protein-coupled receptor signaling pathway. Gene Ontology annotation, molecular function: G protein-coupled receptor activity. The transcript has 8 exons. NCBI's taxonomy places the organism in Eukaryota, Metazoa, Arthropoda, Collembola, Entomobryomorpha, Isotomidae. Gene Ontology annotation, cellular component: plasma membrane.
UGUAAUUCAAUACCUUAAUAAUGCUCAGACGUUCCAGGUAAAGUGUAAUCAAACAUGUUACUUGUCCCAGUUUGCUACCACAACUCACUGUCAGUUUCAACCCUCACUGACUUGUAGUUAGUUGUAUUCCAACAAUAUGGAAGAAAACUUAACCUUAAGCAAUUGCCCUGGUCUUGAAGCUUUGGAUUUUCGUCCACAUCAUCCCUGUUUCAACUUAUCUGACACCAAGCCCUGUGAUGAAGAAUGGCCGUGUGAAAUUCGUCUGUUUUGGCUACAAAUUCAUCCCUUCAUUACAUUGACGAGAACAUUUUUAUCUUACGGAAGUCUUGUCAUCAUCACAUUGGGCAUAAUUCUCAACAGUCUCUCAGUCUAUAUUUUUAUCUCAUCCGGUCUUGCCAAGAAUGGGAGUGGCGUCUACUUAAUCGCAUUGGCUUUCUGCGAUACUGGCAACUUGAUUGUCAAUAUUUUAAUUGGGGUGUGGAGAGGAGCCAGUCACGAAUUCAAUGGAUAUUUUAUGGAAACCGAAUGGCUAUGCAGAACUCAUGGCGUUUUCGUCGAAGUAUUUCAAACCAUUUCUGCCUGGAUCGUCGUAGCGUUCACCGUGGAACGCUCCCUCGCCGUGUGGUACCCAAUGUUAUUUCGACAGAGUAGGAACCGACGAGCCAAAGUGGUGGUGGCAACUCUUGCCACGGUUUUUACACUUUUCUGCCUCUCAAAACUGUUUUUAACGGGUUUCGAAAAGGACAGCGUUUUCGGUUACGUUCCAUGCAACUCGCAACGCUAUGUUUGGGAAGGAAUGGCCUAUGUUCGAAUUGCAUUCCAAACUUGGAUACCCACCAUUAUCGUUUUCACUUUUAAUUGCCUCAUGUUUUGGAAACUUCGAAAAAUCAAAAUCAAUCGGCAGCGACUUACAGAGCAUACAAGAAAUCUCCCCAACAGGUCAGGACCUCAGCGGAAACACAGUUUUAUUAAUAAACCCAGCCCCACGAACCCGAUGCUGAUUGCCGUCUCUCUUGCCUAUCUCGUACUAGUCUUCCCCUUGGGUGCCGUACAAACUGUGGAAUUAUACUGGAAUUUGCACCACCAUGCUCCAAUUUCAGUACUGGAGCCACAAAAAUCUGCAUAUGUCCACUGGUUGAUGUACAAAAUCCUCUUGAAAUACAUCCGGUCAUUCUUCUUUGGGUUCUACCAAUUUAAUUUCGCCAUCAACUUUUUCCUAUAUUUUGCUGCCGGAGUUGAAUUUCGUCGUUACCUGCAAAAGAGGGUUAAGCGGAUGUACGCCGUGGCGACGGCCAAAUGCUCUUGUGGGAGAAUCACGGAAGGAAAUGGACCUUUACAAAGUUGUGCUUCAAAUGCCUCCAACGCUACUAGCACGUCCGCUUUGCCCUUGCAUUCUUCCCCUUCCACAAGCACGCUUGUCCAAAUGGUCAACGCUCCAAUGAAUAUGGCACAAUUAAAAAUGAUGACGUUAUAGUUGAAGAUCUUUAAAUAGUUUAAAAUAUUUUAUAUUUCAUAGUUGGGAAUAAUACAAUCCAUUUGAAUGUGCACGAUAAAUUUUCUAAUGAAUAAGAUACGAGAUUAACGGUU